UGCAAGAACUGGUACAAAGAAUACCUACUGCAAUCGAGACAAUAGUGGACUAAGGACCAGCGCCACUGUUUUCUAUAAUAGUUAAUUAAUCUACUUAUCAGCUCAAGAAUGGGCAAGACAUAUCACUAUUUCGCUCUGUCCAGGAUGAAGAGAAAAGCUUGUAUCUUAUUCUUUGUUUUCAUCACAACAGUCAGUUCUCAAACGACCAAUUCAACAACAGACCCAACAUCAUCUAUUAGUACAGCUGACAACUCCACAACAAGACCUUCUACGACAGCAACACAAACAAAUGUAACUGCAAUCACUUCUGAGAUUUCCACUUACACCGCUGCAGGAGCUUCCACAACACCACCACACACAACAUUAUCUACAAUUACUCCAGUGACUUCCACAUCCACUGCUGAAGGAGCUUCCACAACACCACCACACACAACAUUAUCUACAAUUACUCCAGUGACUUCCACAUCCACUGCUGAAGGAGCUUCCACAACACCACCACACGCAGCAUUAUCUACAAUUACUCCAGUGACUUCCACAUCGACUGCUGAAGGAGCUUCCACAACAGCACCACACACAACAUUAUCUACAAUUAAUUCAGUGACUUCCACAUCGACUGCUGAAGGAGCUUCCACAACAGCACCACACACAACAUUAUCUACAAUUACUCCAGUGACUUCCACAUCCACUGCUGAAGGAGCUUCCACAACACCACCACACACAACAUUAUCUACAAUUACUCCAGUGACUUCCACAUCCACUGCUGAAGGAGCUUCCACAUCACUACCACACACAACAUUAUCUACAAUAACUCCAGUGAUUUCCACUUCCACCACUGCAGGAGCUCCCACAUCACCACCACAAACAACAGCAUCUACAAUUACUCCAGAAGUUCCCACUCCUACAGGAGCGUUCGCAUCCCCACCACACACAACACUAUCUACAAUUACUCCAGUGAUUUCCACAUCCACUGCUGAAGGAGCUUCCACAUCACCACCACACACAACAUUAUCGACAAUUACUCCAGUGAUUUCCACAUCCACUGCUGAAGGAGCUUCUACAUCACCACCACAAACAACAGCAUCUACAAUUAAUUCAGUGAUUUCCACUUCCACUGCUGCAGGAGCUUCCACAUCACCACAACACACAACAUUAUCGACAAUUACUCCAGUGAUUUCCACAUCCACUGCUGAAGGAGCUUCUACAUCACCACCACAAACAACAGCAUCUACAAUUAAUUCAGUGAUUUCCACUUCCACUGCUGAAGGAGCUUCCACAUCACCACAACACACAACAUUAUCGACAAUUACUCCAGUGAUUUCCACAUCCACUGCUGAAGGAGCUUCUACAUCACCACCACAAACAACAGCAUCUACAAUUAAUUCAGUGAUUUCCACUUCCACUGCUGAAGGAGCUUCCACAUCACCACAACACACAACAUUAUCGACAAUUACUCCAGUGAUUUCCACAUCCACUGCUGAAGGAGCUUCUACAUCACCACCACAAACAACAGCAUCUACAAUUAAUUCAGUGAUUUUCACUUUCACUGCUGCCGGAGCUUCCACAUCACCACCACACACAACAUUAUCUACAAUCACUCCAGUGAUUUCCACAUCCACUGCUGAAGGAGCUUCUACAUCACCACCACAAACAACAGCAUCUACAAUUAAUUCAGUGACUUCCACAUCCACUGCUGAAGGAGCUCCCACAUCACCAACACAAACAACAGCAUCUACAAUUACUACAGAAGUACCCACUCCUACAGGACCUUCCGCGUCACCACCACACACAACAUUAUCGACAAUUACUCCAGUGAUUUCCACAUCCACUGCUGAAGGAGCUUCCACAUCACCACCACAAACAACAGCAUCUACAAUUAAUUCAGUGAUUUCCACUUCCACCGCUGCAGGAGCUCCCACAUCACCACCACAAACAACAGUAUCUACAAUUACGCCAGAAGUUCCCACUCCUACAGGAGCUUCCGCAUCACCACCACAUACAACAUUAUCGACAAUUACUCCAGUGAUUUCCACAUCCACUGCUGAAGGAGCUUCCACAUUACCACCACAAACAACAGCAUCUACAAUUAAUUCAGUGAUUUCCAAUUCUACCGCUGCAGGAGCUCCCACAUCACCACCACAAACAACAUUAUCUACAACCACUCCAGUCAUUUCCACAUCCACCACUAGUGGAGCUUUCACCACAUCAUCACCACAAUUAACCACAUCCACCUCUGCUUCCACCGCUCCCUCUUCAACUGCCUUUGAAAGUUCAACUUUUAGUACAGCUGCAUCUACAAUACCAUCCACAAUAACAACAAACUCUGCUCAAACAUCCACCAUUAGUGGAGCUUUCACCACAACAGCAUCACAAACAACAUUAUCUACAACCACUCCUGUGAUUUCCACUUCCACCGCUGCAGGAGCUUCCACAACAUCACCACAAGCCACAGUAACUACAAUAUCAUCUUUGACAACUGCUGCACAAAAUGAGGUGUCAACAAGAUUGGUGUUUACCUCUUCUGACACGUUUACCAGUGAACUCAGCGAUCCAGCUUCUACAGAAUUCAAUACCAGGGCUAAUCAAGUGAAAGCAGCACUUGAACCAGUGUACAAGGCCCAGUAUGCCUCCUUCAUAAGACUAAUUGUUUUAUCUUUCAGAUCUGGAUCAGUCAUCACUGAAACACAGCUAGUCUUCAACUCUACACAGGCUAUACCAUCAUCUAAUGAAGUUGCAAACACUUUAAUAAGUGCAUCUAGUAAUGUCUCUUUCCUGAACAUAAAUACGUCAUCUGUUACAGUUAAUAAUACAGUAAUUACUCCAGAAACCACCUCUACUGCUGCACCAACAACUUGGACCUCAACAGCCACAACAACACUUGCUGGAACAUUUAGCACUAGUCAAGCAUUUACGACAACAGCACCACAAUCAACAGUAUCUACCUUUGGAUCCACCGUUCCCUCUUCAACUGCCUUUGAAAGUUCAACUAUUAGUAUAGCCGCAACAUCUACAACAUCGUUCUCAAUUACCACAACACAUUCUCCUGAAACAUCCACCACCAAUGGAGCAAUAAGCACAUCACCACAAUCAACAGUGUCUACCUUCGGAUCAACUGCUCCCUCUUCAACAGCCUUUGAAAGUUCAACUGUUAGUACAGUAGCAUCUACAACACCAUCCUCAACAACCACUGCAAAUUCUGCUCAAACAUCCACCACUAGUGGAGCUUUCACUACAUCAUCACCACAAUUAACAGCAUCCACCUCUGCUUCAACUGCUCCCUCUUCAACUGCCUUUGAAAGUUCAACUGUUAGUACAGUAGCAACAACCUCAAUAACUACAACAAAUUCUGCUGAAACAUCCACCACUAAUGGAGCAAUAAGCACAUCACCACAAUCAACAGUAUCUACCUUUGGAUCAACUGAUCCCUCUUCAACUGCCUUUGAAAGUUCAACUGUCAGUACAGUAGCAUCUACAACACCAUCUUCAACAACCACUACAAAUUCUCCUCAAAUAUCCACCACUAGUGGAGCUUUCACCACAUCAUCACCACAAUUAACAGCAUCCACCUCUGCUUCCACCGCUCCCUCUUCAACUGCCUUUGAAAGUUCAACUGUCAGUACAGUAGCAUCUACAACACCAUCCUCAACAACCACUACAAAUUCUGCUCAAACAUCCACCACUAUUGGAGCUUUCACCACAACAGCAUCACAAACAACAUUAUCUACAACUACUCCAGUGACUUCCACUUCCACCGCUGCAGGAGCUUCCACAACAUCACCACAAGCCACAGUAACUACAUUAUCAUCUUUGACAACUGCUGCACAAAAUGAGGUGUCAACAAGAUUGGUGUUUACCUCUUCUGACACGUUUACCAGUGAACUCAGCAAUCCAGCAUCUACAGCUUUCAAAGACAGGGCUAAUCAAGUGAAAGCAGCACUUGAACCAGUAUACAAGGCCAAGUAUGCCUCCUUCAUAAGACUUAUUGUUUUAUUAUUCAGAUUUGGAUCAGUCAUCACUGAAACAGAGCUAGUCUUCAACUCUACACAGGCUACACCAUCAUCUAAUGACAUUGCAAACACUUUAAUAAGUGCAUCUAAUAAUGUCUCUUCCCUGAACAUAAAUACGGCGUCUGUUACAGUUAAUGAAACAGUAAUUACUACAGAAACCACCUCUACUGCUGCACCAACAACUUGGACUUCAACAGCCACAACAACACUUGCUGGAACAUUUAGCACUAGUCAAGCAUUUACGACAACAGCACCACAAUCAACAGUAUCUACCUUUGGAUACACCGUUCCUUCUUCGACUGCCUUUGAAAGUUCAACUAUUAGUAUGGCCGCAACAUCUACAACACCAUCCUCAAUAACCACAACCAAUUCUGCUCUAACAUCCACCAUUAAUGGAGCAAUAAGCACAUCACCACAAUCAACAGUGUCUACCUUUGGAUCAACUGCUCCCUCUUCAACUGCCUUUGAAAGUUCAACUGUUACUACAGCUGCAUCUACAACACCAUCCUCAACAACUACUACAAAUUCUGCUCAAACAUCCACCACUAGUGGAGCUUUCACUACAUCAUCACCACAAUUAACAGCAUCCACCUCUGCUUCAACUGCUCCCUCUUCAACUGCCUUUGAAAAUUCAACUGUUAGUACAGUAGCAACAACCUCAAUAACCACAACAAAUUCUGCUGAAACAUCCACCACUAAUGGAGCAAUAAGUACAUCACCACAAUCAACAGUGUCUACCUUUGGAUCAAUUGCUCCCUCUUCAACAGCCUUUGAAAGUUCAGCUGUUAGUACAGCUGCAUCUACAACACCAUCCUCAACAACUUCUACAAAUUCUGCUCAAACAUCCACCAUUAGUGGAGCUUUCACUACAUCAUCACCACAAACAACAUUAUCUACAACUACUCCUGUGAUUUCCAAUUCCACCGCUGCAGGAGCUUCCACAACAUCCUCACAAACAACAGUAACUACAAUAUCAUCUUUGACAACUGCUGCACAAAAUGAGGUGUUUACAAGUUUGGUGUUUACCUCUUUGGACACGUUUAGUAGUGAACUCAGCAAUCCAGCUUCUACAGAAUUCAAUACCAGGGCUAAUCACGUGAAAACAACACUUGAACCAGUGUACAGGGCCAAGUAUGCCUCCUUCAUAAGACUUAUUGUUAAAGCAUUCAGAUCUGGAUCAGUCAUUACUGAAACACAGCUAGUCUUCAACUCUACACAGGCUAUACCAUCAUCUAAUGACAUUGCAAACACUUUACUAAGUGCAUCUAAUAAUGUCUCUUCCCUGAACAUAAAUACUGCGUCUGUUACAGUUAAUGAAACAGUAAUUACUACAGAAACCACCUCUACUACUGCACCAACAACUUGGACUUCAACAGCCACAACAACACUUGCUGGAACAUUUAGCACUAGUCAGGCAUUCACGACAACAACACAAUCAACAGUGUCGAACUUUGGAUCCACCGUUCCCUCUUCGACUGCCUUUGAAAGUUCAACUGUUAGUACAGUAGCAACAACCUCAAUAACCAAUACAAAUUCUGCUCUAACAUCCACCACUAGUGGAGCAAUAAGCACAUCACCACAAUCAACAGUAUCUACCUUUGGAUCAACUGCACCUUCUUCAACUGCCUUUGAAAGUUCAACUGUUAGUACAGUAGCAUCUACAACACCAUCCUCAACAACCACUACAAAUUCUCCUCAAAUAUCCACCACUAGUGGAGCUUUCACUACAUCAUCACCACAUUUAACAUCAUCUACCUCUACUUCAAUCACUCCCUCUUCAAAUGCCUCUGAAAGUUCAACUGUUAGUACAGCUGCAUCUACAAUACCAUCCACAAUAACAACAAACUCUGCUCAAACAUCCACCAUUAGUGGAGCUUUCACCACAACAGCAGCACAAACAACAUUAUCUACAACUACUCCUGUGAUUUCCACUUCCACCGCUGCAGGAGCUUCCACAACAUCACCACAAGCCACAGUAACUACAUUAUCAUCUUUGACAACUGCUGCACAAAAUGAGGUGUUUACAAGUUUGAUGUUUACCUCUUUGGACACGUUUAGUAGUGAACUCAGCAAUCCAGCUUCUACAGAAUUCAAUACCAGGGCUAAUCACGUGAAAACAACACUUGAACCAGUGUACAGGGCCAAGUAUGCCUCCUUCAUAAGACUUAUUGUUAAAGCAUUCAGACCUGGAUCAGUCAUCACUGAAACACAGCUAGUCUUCAACUCUACACAGGCUAUACCAUCAUCUAAUGACAUUGCAAACACUUUACUAAGUGCAUCUAAUAAUGUCUCUUCCCUGAACAUAAAUACUGCGUCUGUUACAGUUAAUGAAACAGUAUUUACCACCUCUACUCCUGCACCAACAACUUGGACUUCAACAGCUACAACAAGACUUGCUGGAACAUUUAGCACUAGUCAGGCAUCCACGACAACAAUACAAUCAACAGUGUCAACCUUUGGAUCAACCGCUCCCUCUUCAACUGUCUUUGGAAGUUCAACUGUUAGUACAGCCGCAACAUCUACAACACCAUCCUCAAUAAGCACAACAAAUUCUGCUGGAACAUCCACCACUAAUGGAGCUUUUCCCACAACAUCACCACAAUCAACGCUUUCUACCUUUGGAUCAACUGCUCCCUCUUCAACUGCCUUUGCAAGUUCAACUGUUAGUACAGCUGCAUCAUCUACAACACCAUUUUCAGUAGCAACAUCAACUUCUGCUGGAAUAUCCACCACUAAGGGAGCAGUUACCACAUCAGCACCAUCGUUAACAGCGUCUACCUCUGCUUCAUUCACUCCCUCAUCAACAUCAGCUGCAUCUUCUACAACACCAACCUCAGGAACAACAUUAAUUUCUGUUGGAAUAUCCACCACUAUUGGAGCAAUUUCCACAUCACCACAAUCAACAGUGUCUACCUUUGGGUCAACCGCUUCCUCUUCAACUGGAAGUUCAACUGUUAGUGCAGCCCCAUUAUCUACAUCACAAUCCUCAAGAACAACAUUAACUUCUGCUGGAAUAUCCACCUCUAAUGGAGCCGUUACCACAUCAGCACCACAGUUAACAGACUCUACCUCUGCUUCAACCAUAACCGCCUCUGUUAGCUCAACUGUUAGUACAGUUGGAACAGUCACCACACCAAUAACUACAGUAACUUCAGGACCAUCAACAACCAGAGCGAGUCUCAGCACCACUGCUGCAGUCACAGUAACAACAUCUACAACAUCCCGAACAACUACUACAACUACCACCACAGCAACAGGAGCUGUGGUCCAGACCGAUCUGGUGUUUAGCUCCACUGAUAAUUUUACAGAAGAGCUCCUCGACACCAACUCUAGUCCCUACAAGAGUAGGGUUCUGCUUGUAAAGGAAAAGCUUGAACCAAUCUACAAAAAGUAUCCUGCCUUCAUAAGAGUGGAUGUUAAAGGAUUCCGCCGUGGGUCCAUCAUCACCACAACAAAGAUAAUUUUCAACUACACAACUAAAGACUCCCCAACAACCGAACAGAUCAAAAACGAUCUUGUGAGCGCAGUACAAACAGGAACUGUUGGGGCACUGAACAUAAAUCCUACCUCAAUUACAGUCAACAGUACUGCUACAGCUACAACUACAACCGUUGCGACAACAGUAAUUAAAACCACUUCCAGCGGCCUCAAGAUUGAACCCAGUCUUCUCCAAGUGACAUUCCUCAUUAUUAUGUCAAAAAUAUUAAGACGUUUCCUGUAGAUAACUUAAUCAAAUGUGAAAGUUUAGCAAAAUAUGCGCUAGCAAAUUAAACAUACAGCAAGUUUUAUUGCAUUUAAUAAAGUAUUUACUGUAGUAGCCUGCUCUAAAAAUAUGCUUUAUGACAAUAUACACACAAGCCUGAUAUUGCACUAUUCCUCGAAAAUUAAAUUAUUGAGGUAACAUAAACAAGAUAUUAAUUUAACAGCAGGCUGUUCGAAUAAUGGAAAGGGAAAUUACUUUUUAGAUUUUGAUGCUUUUCUUUGGAAGGAAGAAGUGGAUCUUUUUCCUCUGUAAUUUUCUGAUGAAAGCAGCCAUGAGUUCGACUGCUAGAAGAUAAAAUAGUUUUGUCAUAACUUCUUUUUUUUUGUCUAGUAUAUGCUUAUAUUGCAAGAUGUCAUAUUUUAAUUUAAUCCAAUAAACAUUUAAAUAUUUUGCAAUAAUUGAAAAGCACACUCAGAUGCUAUCUUCAUAUCGAAUAACCCUUUAAAUACCAACAGCCUAGUAUCUGUCUGAUCUAUCUGAUGUUCAUGCAGUCACAUGCAGUGUAAUUUAUUUUGUAGAAUAUUUUGAAUUACAGUAAAAUUUCCCAUUUACAGGAAACUGAUCAAUGUUUAACAAUAACGAAUAUACUGUAUAUAAAUAACAAAUAAAAAUAAAAACAUUUG
Triplophysa rosa is the source of this 8390-nucleotide messenger RNA. RefSeq names its product mucin-2. Lineage: Eukaryota; Metazoa; Chordata; Actinopteri; Cypriniformes; Nemacheilidae. The record is from RefSeq and is a predicted model, not a curated record. The coding region runs from base 109 to 7725 and encodes 2538 amino acids. The transcript has 18 exons.